Messenger RNA from Rhinolophus ferrumequinum (greater horseshoe bat), 8982 nucleotides. RefSeq names its product solute carrier family 7 member 14 (gene SLC7A14). The record is from RefSeq and is a predicted model, not a curated record. The coding region runs from base 351 to 2666 and encodes 771 amino acids. The transcript has 8 exons. Lineage: Eukaryota; Metazoa; Chordata; Mammalia; Chiroptera; Rhinolophidae. Gene Ontology annotation, cellular component: plasma membrane. Gene Ontology annotation, molecular function: amino acid transmembrane transporter activity. Gene Ontology annotation, biological process: amino acid transport; transmembrane transport.
GGCCGCAGGGAGGGGUGCGGAGUGUGUGUGUUGAGGGGGGCGAUCUGAAUAAUUGAGGAGCUGUUCAGCAACAGCGGCUGCCUUCUAUCUUCCUUUGCCACUAGCACCGCGCAUCACAGUGGAAGAGACAGAGCCCGGAGCUUUUACGUCCGGACCGCCAGCCACCAGCCCCGGUAGCCAGUUCAUCACCUUCAGCCCUCGGACAUUCAUGCCCAGGAGAAAGCUUCUUUGGGUCCCUCUGGACCUUUCCUGAAAGAGAGAUCCUUGAGCACUAGAUGAGUUCCAGAAGCAUCCACUAAAGGCUUCCAUAGCCCUCUUCCAUCAGUUGACCUUCACCGUAAACUCCCAGGAUGAGUGGCUUCCUCGCCUCCCUGGACCCCCGGAGGGUGCAGUGGGGGGCUGCCUGGUAUGCCAUGCAUUCCAGGAUCCUACGCACCAAACCAGUGGAGUCCAUGCUGGAGGGAACCGGGGCCACCACAGCACAUGGCACCAAACUAGCCCAGGUGCUCACCACCGUGGACCUCAUCUCACUUGGCGUUGGCAGCUGCGUGGGCACUGGGAUGUAUGUGGUGUCCGGCCUGGUGGCCAAGGAAAUGGCAGGACCUGGAGUCAUUGUGUCCUUCAUCAUUGCAGCUGUUGCAUCCAUAUUAUCAGGUGUUUGCUAUGCAGAGUUUGGAGUCCGCGUCCCCAAGACCACGGGGUCAGCCUACACCUACAGCUACGUGACUGUCGGGGAGUUUGUGGCAUUUUUCAUUGGCUGGAACCUGAUCCUGGAGUACCUGAUUGGCACUGCGGCCGGCGCCAGUGCUCUGAGCAGCAUGUUUGACUCGCUGGCUAACCACACCAUCAGCCGCUGGAUGGUGGACAGCGUGGGAACCCUCAACGGCCUGGGGAAAGGUGAGGAAUCAUACCCGGACCUUCUGGCUCUGGUGAUCGCGGUCAUCGUCACCAUCAUCAUCGCGCUGGGGGUGAAGAACUCUGUGGGCUUCAACAACGUCCUCAACGUGCUGAACCUGGCCGUGUGGGUGUUCAUCAUGAUAGCAGGGCUCUUCUUCAUCAAUGGGAAAUACUGGGCUGAGGGCCAGUUCCUGCCCCACGGCUGGUCAGGGGUGCUGCAAGGAGCAGCCACGUGUUUCUACGCUUUCAUUGGUUUUGACAUCAUUGCCACCACCGGAGAGGAAGCCAAGAAUCCCAAUACGUCCAUCCCUUAUGCUAUCACUGCCUCCCUGGUCAUCUGCCUGACAGCAUAUGUAUCUGUGAGCAUGAUCUUAACUCUGAUGGUGCCAUAUUAUGCCAUCGACACGGAAUCCCCACUCAUGGAGAUGUUUGUGGCUCAUGGGUUCUAUGCUGCAAAAUUCAUAGUGGCCAUUGGGUCGGUUGCAGGACUGACAGUCAGCUUGCUGGGCUCCCUCUUCCCAAUGCCACGGGUCAUUUAUGCCAUGGCUGGUGAUGGGCUCCUUUUCAGGUUUCUGGCUCAUGUGAGCUCCUACACAGAGACCCCAGUGGUGGCCUGCAUCGUGUCGGGGUUCCUGGCGGCUCUCCUCUCGCUGUUAGUCAGCCUGAGGGACCUGAUAGAGAUGAUGUCCAUUGGCACACUCCUCGCCUACACCUUGGUCUCUGUCUGCGUCUUGCUCCUCCGAUACCAACCAGAGAGUGACAUCGAUGGUUUUGUCAAGUUCUUGUCUGAGGAGCACACAAAAAAGAAGGAGGGCAUUCUGGCUGACGGUGAGAAGGAAGUGUGUUCUCCUAUGAGUGAAGGGGAAGAGUUUUCCAGCCCCGCCACCAACACAUGUGGGGCCAAGAACUUACCGUCCUUGGGAGACAAUGAGAUGCUCAUAGGGAAAUCAGACAAGUCGGCCUACACUGUUAACCACCCCAACUACGGCACUGUGGACGUGACCACAGGCAUAGAAGCCGAGGAGUCUGAAAACAUUUAUCUCAUCAAGUUAAAAAAACUGAUCGGGCCCCGUUACUACACCAUGAGGAUCCGGCUGGGCCUUCCAGGCAAAAUGGACCGUCCCACGGCCGCGACAGGGCACACGGUGACCAUCUGCGUGCUCCUGCUCUUCAUCCUCAUGUUCAUCUUCUGCUCCUUCAUCAUUUUUGGUUCCGACUACAUCUCAGAGCAGAGCUGGUGGGCCAUCCUUCUGGUUGUUCUGAUGGUGCUGCUGAUCAGUGCCCUGGUGUUUGUGAUCCUGCAGCAGCCAGAGAACCCCAAGAAGCUGCCCUACAUGGCCCCCUGCCUCCCCUUUGUGCCUGCCUGCGCCAUGCUGGUGAACAUCUAUCUCAUGCUAAAGCUCUCCACCAUCACCUGGAUCCGGUUUGCUGUCUGGUGCUUUGUGGGUAUGCUCAUUUAUUUUGGGUACGGCAUCUGGAAUAGCACCCUGGAGAUCAGCGCCCGAGAAGAGGCCCUGCACCAAAGCACAUACCAGCGCUACGACGUGGAUGACCCUUUCUCUGUGGAGGAGGGUUUCUCCUACGCCACAGAGGGUGAGAGCCAGGAGAACUGGGGUGGGCCGGCUGAAGACAAAGGCUUCUAUUACCAACAGAUGUCAGAUGCGAAGGCAAACACCCGGACAAGUAGCAAAGCGAAGAGUAAAAGCAAACACAAACAGAACUCCGAGGCCCUGAUUGCAAACGAUGAGUUAGAUUACUCUCCAGAGUAGGGGAAAACACACGAGAAGUGUAUAGAAAUGGUGGUGAUUUAUUUCCAGUAACUUAACCUGUGGGCUAGAAGGUGAAAACUUUUUUGCCUCUCAUUUCAAAACUCCAGCAUUCCCCAACGUCAUAGCCUGUCAUUUGCUACUUUUGCUCUUCAGGGUAGUUCUGUCAAAGGGUUUAACCUGGGUCCCCUCACUGGUCCCCUUGUAAACAACAAAAACUAAAACUAAACAAGAGGCUACAAAACAUUCUAUCUUAGGGCAACCGUCAGAGCUGAUGGCAGCAGAUGUUUCCUAGAUCUUUGCUUUGCUGGUUGAAUCUUUUUGCUUCUUACUGAGAUCCCCAGAAGCAAGGAGCAAACAUGUUGGAUCACACUGAGACUGAGCUCCUCCAGGAGAUGGGCCAAAGCAGGUGUGUGUGGGCACAAGGCAGCAUUUCUACCACCUGAGACCACAAGGGCAAAGCUCUAUGCUCAACAUGGCUGAGAGCUGCUCCCCAAGGGUGGGCGGGUGGCAUUGGCACUGCCUCAGCAAGCAACACUGUUCUGAAAUUGCACAAAAACACAUUCAUGGAAAGAUACAUGCUUCUUUUUAUUUAUCAACAUCUCCAAACUGUAACUUUGGGGUCCAGCAAAGGUCAAGGACUCUGAGACCAUUUCCCCUAAGGUUUCAGACGCACCAGAAAGCACUCAUGCAGACCCAGUAAUGUGGUGAGAAGCACCAUCUAAGCUCUCCUUCAAUGAUCAGGAGAAAAAAGGAAAUAACUAUCUCUUGCAGUGAAGGUCAGAAGGGCAUUGGCAGAAACUAACUCUCUGUCAUGUCUUCUCUUAUACCGGACUCUAAGCUCCUGCUGAUAUAAUGAAAGAGGGCAAAGUUGGAGCAUGAUUUCAUGGCACUAAUAUGCCUUGAAGAAGGAGGCUGUUUGUUUCAUAAUCAGAUAAAAAUCUUUACAAGGAGAAGUGACCCAGCCACUGAGAUCACAUUGCAAAUUCUAUUUCAGAUUUCUAAAAUUAUAAUUUCUGUAGCUUUUUGAGAUAUGCCACCACUUGAUUGGUGGAUGCUACUCUGAAAACAGAAAUGUUGAAGCACAGCUUCUUAGGUAAUGGCAUUCCAGGAGAUCACAUUUCACUUCUGAAACUUACUCUCCUGGAGUAGCUCACUUUUAGCCAUGUAUUUUUCCUGCUAAUUCCCUGAGCAGUUUCACUGAAGCUCAGACAAAUAUCUACCUGGUAUGGUCUACAUCUGGGCCAUAAGGGAGACUCUUAAAGGAAUUUUCUCAGAAACAAGCUAGAUGAGAGAAACUGCAACAGAAAAAAAUGUAUCUAUAAAUUCUCCUCUCGGGUUACAGGGAAUCCAGCGCGGCACUGAGAUACGUACACAUAUGUGGAAGGGCUCCCUUGGGUCAAACUAAAAUCUUUGUGAGAAUUUCAUGAACGGGAGGCAAAGUAGCAAAUUCCUUGCUCUCUCUCUCUCCUGGAUCUAGCAUUAUGCCAAAAGUGUUCCAGAAUACAUGGACUAAUGUGUAAGUUUAUUCUUUCUUACAGGUGAGGCUAGUGCCGUCUUGGCACAUUUUAGGAUUAUAGAGAGAGGCACACAUCCAUUUUUUCACUCAACUAACACUGAUUGAGAUGUCCCAAGUGCUAAGUGAUGGCAAUAAAAAGAUGUGUGACAUCUGCCCUGGGAGGCUCACAGUUCAGAGAAUGGGCAGAACUGGAGCCUGUUAACUGUAGAUAAAACAGCUGAACCUGACAGGUCCCGAUGGGUGAUGCACUGGCUGUAACAUAGGAUAAAAGAAAACAGUUGGAACUAUAUUUUAAUAUGCUUUUAAAUAAAUUGCAUCUCAUACCCAUAGCCAAUGUAUGCCAUUUAAAUUCCAAUAAUUACUAUUUUCUAGAUCUUCUUUUUCAUGCCUCUAUAUUAAUUGUUUAUAACUCUGGUUUCCUGAGGUCAUUUUAAUGUGAUGUUUGGCAAUGCCAUGUUUUCUCUCCCCUGAAUUUAACCAUAAAGACACAGUACCUAGUCUGUAAAAUACAUCCUUGAGGAUUAAUUAUAAACUAAUUAUCAAUAAUUUGGAUGAAAAUGAAGUUUUGAAUGGGGUGGGGCUGUAUUCAUUAAAAGUGUUUAAAGAGAAAUAUGAAUGCAAAAUAACAAAAUCUUAAUGUGGGUGAAAGAGCUUCCUUUUACUAGUGAGGUUUAGGUGUUACAGUAAUAGCGGUCGGGUGGCAGAUGCAUGCAAUUUCUGUAGCAUGAGAAGAAAGAGCACAUGCUUUGGUAAACACCAUUGGUAGUGAUUUCGUGAAGAUUCUAUGAACCACUCUUAUUUCAGGAGUCUCUUCUAUAAUCUUUUUAAGCUUUGCUCUCUUUAGUCCUCUAAAGUUGUUUACUCAUCUCCCUAGCAACCUUGGCUUUAAAAAAAAAAAAUGAGUCAAUAUGUUAGAAAAAGGUUAUUUUAAGGUAAAUAGGUAUAUUUUUCUUCAUGUUGCGCAGCCUCUGUGAAACAAUCCCGGAUUUCACAAUGCAGUUUUCAAAAUACCAUCAAUCUAGAAUGAUUUUAUUAGUGUUUCCUAAUAAUUUUCUUAAGACCACAUUUGUGAAACCACCUUAAACAUAAGAUCGCCUUAUAAAUAAUUACCAUAGAAACUUAGCCCCCUUGAAAGGAGUACAAGGAAGAUGUACAUUUUCGAAUUCUCUAUGGCAAGAGCUCUUCCAGCGAGGUUUCAUCGUGUAGAUUUGGGGUUUGGAGACAAUUGUUUGAUUUUUUUUCAUUGUAGUCUAUAUAUUGGUACUCUGCUUUGUCUCAAAAGGACUUGAGGUGGCUAUAAAAUUACAUGUAAUACGAAAAAAUUAAGUGAAAAUAGAAAGGAGCUUAGGGAAAACAGAAAGGAUAAAACAAAGCUGAAAGUGUGUUUAGCGUACAAUGCAGAACCUUGCUCUGCAUUGCUAAUUGCCAGUGAGGGGGCAACUUGAAAAAUAAUGCAGUUGUUGGUAAUGACAGGAACAAGUACUCCCGAAUGAUAAGAACAAAUCUUUCCCCAUUAGUGCAGAGAAUUGCAAUAGCAUAGAUUAUUGAAACCCACAGAUAAGCUUCAGACCUGGAUUUUGCCAGGUACAGAUACCUGGUGUAUAGUGAAUGUUCACUAAAUAUCUGAUGAUCGGAUGAAUGAAAGGAUAGAUAGGUUGAUGGAUGGGUGGAUGAAAGAAAAAAUGAAAUAUCAUUUAUUCAACAGUCUUUUGUGGAGUGCUUCUUAUGUGCUAUGGCAUAAGAAAUAGGGGAAACAAGAUGAAUAAAUAAAGAGCAAUAGUGAAAGUGACACGUGAGAUGAGGGAGUCAUAAUGUGCCAUAGGGGUUCAACUAUGGAAAGGACCUCCUUCGAUUGGAAGGAAAGACCAUAGAGAAUGCAGCCCUUGUGUCGAGCCUCGUGGAAUGGGCAGAAUUUUGUUGGGUAGAAACGGGGGUAGGCUUGCUAAGUGGAGUGUCAGCAUGAGUAAGGUGUAGACUAUGUACUGUGCCUCCUUCCAGGAAAAGCAAGAAGCUAGUCUGACAGGAGCUUAUGAUUUAUGAAUGACUUAUAUAUGGAACAGUAAGCAAUCAUGCUGAGAAAGCAGGUUAGGGCUCACCCAUAGAUAGACGUCAACAAAGAAAUGAGCUGGCUGGCUCUCCUUGGGUGGGGACGCACUGAAGAAAUGAUGAAAGUAUGAAUCAGGGAAGGCUGGACUUUCAGAAGCUGGGGCCAUGCCUUUAUCUGCCUAUUCAAGGAGCUAACAAAUCACAUGCACACCCCAAGUUGAUUUAACAUAUUACAGGGGAAAAAAUAUCCAUACUUACAGCAAUUUAUGAUUCUUCCUUUGAGUCCUGUGUCUGAUUUGACCGUUAACCUAGGAGAAGCAUAGGCAUUUAACAUGUGGACAAACAGUGCAAAGUUAUUUGCAGCCACCUCAAAUUUUUCAACAAUAAGUUUAAACAACCAAAGCUAAUAAGUUCUUAUUAAUAUAUCGAUCUUAUCUAAACAGUAAAACCUUGGCUCAAGAUUUUACUCAGCUGGAGUGCAAGUCCACUUUGAACCAGUGAAAGGAAUGGAAUGAUAGAAUUAGGUUAAGAAUCCAGUUCUACUUCUUAGUAACUAACUAAUAUCUAAUCAAAUGUGUACAUAAUAGUCAUGAUGAGCCUGUUUAAAUAAACAGGAAAGAAAGUUAUUGGAUUUAAUGAUCCCUCCUCUGGAACCUAUGGGCUAGUCAGCAUGUAAACCUAGUAUGUAUUGGGAAACAAAACACAGAUUCCUGUAAAGAAAUAUCUUUUCCCUAUUCUCCUGAAAAGAGUUGAUAAACUUGACCUCCUCUACAACACACUUGUUGGAAGGAAGUCUACCUUACAAGGGAUUGCCUCUUCUCUGCAUUGUAAAGAGAAGUUACAAGAGUUUGAGAAUCAGCCUCAAAGACGAGAGGCAAUUCCCACCAGCUUUUACCAAGAUCCUGAGAGGUCAGUGGAAGCCCACUGACAGUCAAAUACCUAUCUCAGAAGAGAAAAUCUUGUUAGGUGGAGAAGUCAGAAAUCGGGGAAUGGGUCUGAAGCCAGAGCUGGGGUCAGCUCUCUGAGUCCAGUGGCAGUUAACGGUCCACUCUUGGAUUUAAGCCUUCAGGUUAGUGAGCAAUCCACAGACGACCUUCUUUUCUUAUGCUUGUGGGGAGAGGGAGUGCAAAGGAAACGCACACUCCAAAGUUGGCCGUGAGGUCUGCAUGACAGCACUCCAUUUUCAUGCCAUUUGGAACCAGACUGGUCAAAGAGGGUGAUUCUAUCCAAAAUUUUUACAAAGCCUAGGUUUCCCUUGUAUGCAUGUAACCUCUCUGACACUAGGGACCUGUUUGUCUACCAGGACCCUUGGGAGUCAGAGAGAGAGAGAGAGAGAGAGAGAGAGAGAGAACGCCAGGAUGCUGUUUUACCACAGAAUUUAUUUACUUCAUAUUUCUCUGUUGGAAUGGUGAUGGGUAGCAAAAAGUCCCUUUCAUGUACACAAUUGUUGUCCUACUUUUAUUUUCUCUAGAGGAGAGGCUGUUGUGAUUUCCCUCCCCGCCCCCCUUAGGAGCAACUUUCUUUUUAAAACGCUUUUCUCUUCUUAUUCAGCUUGAGUAACACAUGCAUCUGUCUGAAUACCUAGGCAGUUGCCUUUUGCCAAAAUUACUUCUCCAAGAAAAUGUUCUCUUUCUUUAAGAAUUUAAAGCCCAAAAGGGAUUAGUGGAAGUUUUGAAGCCCAUCAAAAAUGAACAUGUAUUCUGCAGUAUCAAAUAGAAUAGUGUUAGAAAUCACUAAACAGUAUUCUACAUGCAUGGAAUUACAAAAUUCAUAUAGGACUUUCACAAAGACAGCUUUGGGCUGAAGUCUUCUGAAAGUAGCUAGCUCUAAUUCCUUACUCUUUGAGAACGGUUAGUGCAUUUUGGUACAAUAACGAAUGGAAAUGGCUUUGUAUUCAAAGUAGGAAGCAGAGGCAGCAUAGAUUCUUUCAUUAGGGACUCCUUCAGUGCUUUUUAUUUCUUCUCUAUUACAUUUUCAUGACAUUGAACUGGUAACACUGGCUAAAGGGAAUUGUGGGUUAUGUGAACUUCCCAGAAAGUGCAGACUACGAAGGAUUGUGUUCAUUCCGAUAUUGGGAUGAGGAGACUGUUCCUUGCACAUCUCCUCCUAAUUGGUCUUGGCAGUUGCCGAUACACUUGUCUCACACUCUCAAAGGAGAGAAUCUACACUGGAAACCAUAAACCCCCACUUUCCAAAGCAAGGACACUGAUAAUGCUACGAUGGCACAUAAAUACCUCAACUGUCUGGGCUGCAGAAGGGGCUGCAGGUUUUUAAGGGAGCAGCUGUUGUUCUCAUCCCAUGUAGUUACACCAUCUAACAACAGGACGUGACAUUCUAGCUUUUUCUCACUGUGGAAAAGAAAGGUUACUGUGUAAUUCAUAUCCAAAGUUGUAAGUACAGUUUGUAAAUUUUACUUACUUGUUUCAUUUUUGUUUGGUCCUUGAGAAGUACAACUUGCUUUUUACAGCUGGUAAUUUCUGGUGUCAGUCUCUGAUACACAUAUAUAUAUAUUUUGGUAUGAAAUUGCUGUGUUUGUUAGUUUGUUCGUUUUGUGGUUUUCAAUUCCCAUUGGUGCACUGUACAAUGGGGUGUUGUAGUGUAUCAUGAGGAAAGAAAUAAUAUGAAGAUAUGUUAUGGAGUAUGUUUAAUUUUAAAAUGACUGUGGUGUUGACAAUAUAUUGAUUUACAAAGAUAGUAAGGGAAAAUUCUAAAUUUACCAAAAUGUGUAUAUUUUAAUAAAUGCAUAAAGCUUUA